Messenger RNA from Alexandromys fortis (reed vole), 882 nucleotides. RefSeq names its product carnosine dipeptidase 1 (gene Cndp1). Gene Ontology annotation, molecular function: dipeptidase activity. Gene Ontology annotation, biological process: proteolysis. Lineage: Eukaryota; Metazoa; Chordata; Mammalia; Rodentia; Cricetidae. The transcript has 5 exons. The record is from RefSeq and is a predicted model, not a curated record. The annotation marks the transcript as partial. Gene Ontology annotation, cellular component: cytosol.
UGGCAUUGUUUUCACUGUCACCAAUCACAGGCUUCAUCUGUCCUGGCACUGCUGCUGCUGCUGGGACAAGGAAUGCUCUCAUCUCCUCCACCCUCAGGGCUCCUGGAGAAGCUCUUCCAGUACAUGGACCUCCACCAGGAUGAGUUCGUGCAGACCUUGAAGGAAUGGGUGGCCAUUGAGAGCGAUUCUGUGCAGCCUGUGCCUCGUUUCAGACAGGAGCUCUUCAGGAUGAUGGCUUUGGCUGCAGACAAACUCCGGCACCUGGGAGCUGCAGUGACAUCCGUGGACUUGGGUUCUCAACAGAUGCCUGAUGGCCAGAGUCUUCCCAUACCUCCAAUCCUAUUGGCUGAGCUGGGAAGUGAUGCCAAGAAGCCCACCGUAUGCUUCUAUGGGCAUCUGGAUGUGCAGCCAGCGCAGAAGGCUGAUGGGUGGCUCACGGACCCCUACACGCUCACAGAAGUGGAUGGAAAGCUGUAUGGACGGGGUGCGACAGAUAACAAAGGCCCUGUCCUGGCUUGGAUUAAUGCCGUGAGCGCCUUCAAAGCUCUGGAGCAGGAUCUUCCCGUGAACAUCAAGUUCAUCCUGGAAGGGAUGGAAGAGGCUGGAUCUGUUGCCCUGGAGGAAGUGGUCAGGAGAGAAAAGGAGCACUUCUUCUCCAGUGUGGACUACAUUGUGAUUUCAGACAAUCUGUGGAUCAGCCAGAAGAAGCCUGCGCUCACUUAUGGAACCCGGGGGAACUGCUACUUCAUGGUGGAGGUACUGGCAGGCUCCAGCUGUGGAGGACAUGGGGCUGUGGACAGGAUAGAGAAAUUAUUGGGGACCUUAGAAAGGAAGCAAGGAAGCUCUCACUUGGGGCUCACAGCCUAGUUGGUCACAGAUGCU